AGAAAUUUAUAGCAUUAACUUAAAGAAAUAUAACUCGUGAAACUAUAAUUACCAGGUUUAUUCAUCUAUUAAGUAACUGAGUCAUGGGCUAAUGUAUUUCGCUAGUGUAUUAGUUGUUGAGCUGUCGUGCGAGUCGUAUUUGACAUUGUACGAGAACAGCUAAUAGGUGUUAAAAAUGUUAAAUAAAUUUAAAUAUUUCUGGGGGAAAACGAAUCGAUGGCAUCGAGUUUUCCUCAUAUUUCUCAUAGUCGAGUUAAGGAUAUUCCCCGGUGGUAAAUAUGGUUUUAAAUGCAACGAUCCAGCACUCUCCCACACUUUUACCGGAGACACUGUCAGUUGGAAACUGCUCUUGCUAAUAACACUUACCUUACCCUUAAUUGUGAUGUUCAUUGUUGAAAAGACACAAGAGAAUUCAGAAUCAGCCAAACAGCAAGCAUUGUAUUGGUACAAGGAAUAUUUAUUUGGCUUCUUACUAAAUCUAACAUCAGUACAAUUCAUUAAGUUCCUCGUUGGAUCACCGAGACCCCAUUUCUUUGAUACAUGCCGUCCAGUAGAGGCAGAGACGUGCACAGAGUCACAGUAUAUAUAUAGUUAUCAGUGUACGAACCCGGCUUGGAUCAAUCAAUCGGACACCAGCUUCCCCUCGGGGCAUUCCUCAUUGGCGUUCCACUCUGCUCUCUUUAUUGUUUACUACUUGUAUCAAAGGAAGACGUUGUGUAAAAACACAUUAGUGACCCAGUCCCUGUGCGUGCUGCUGUCCGGGUACUGCGCCGUGUCCCGGUUGUCGGAUCACCGUCAUCACUGGUGGGACGUGGUCGCGGGCUUCGUCAUAGCCAUCGUUGUAUUGAUUUAUACUAUAUUCCAUUUAUGCGGAAACUUUAAAUGUGUGAUGUCAAAUAAGAAGCAAAUACUCGAACGAAACGAGCACAACGAGUGCACAGUAGAGGGCGCCACGUAAGAUAUCCUAAAAAGAUACGUCUACUCACUGGAAAUUAUAAAUUCCUUUGCAACGUGUAAACAUAUUGAGUAACGCGUAUCAGCAACCAGACAUCUUACAAUUUCCGUAACUGUAUAUAUAAUAAAAAAUGUUUUAACGCACCGAGUUAACUAGAAUUAUUUAUAUUUGCUGUGUCAGGUUAUCCCAUGCUGGUAAUGUGUCGCUGGCUAGUCAUGGCGUCUUGUGAUAGUGUUGUAUGCUGUGUUGUCGGAUGUAAGCUCAUGUAUCGUUUAUUUAUUUAAUUUUUAUAUUGUAUAUAAAAGGAAUUGGACAUUUUUGUCUGUUGAUAUUAAUUAAAUGAGGGGACGUUCGUAAAAUACGUGAGAUGUUUAGGGCAGGGUCGGGUCAAAUCUCAUCUAAUGUUACGUUGGAGGCGAAGCUAACGGCAAUUUUUCUUUUCUGAAUGACACGAGAAAAUAUUAAACUAUUUUGGUCCGUUUAAUCCGGAUCGUACACGCUUAAGAUUUAAUCUUGAGCGUAAUCGUUAUGCGAUUGAGACCAGUCCCUACUUCGAUUGAUGCUAGUCUUAAAUAAAGACACAAGAAUGUUUAUUUUUCUUUUUACAAUAAUAACAACGCGUUUGCGUAAGAAACUCUAAUUUUGGAAAUUUUACGUGAGAUUGGGGUUGAAUAAAAUCUCUUGACCCCUCACCAGGGGGGAGGGAGGGACAUUAAAUUUAAGUAAACACCUCACGUGAUUUACGAACGCCCUCCGAGGCUUCAGAGCCCAAUAUUAUGUUCGAUUUUACUGUAUAAACAUGUUAAUGCAUCCGUCUUUUCUUGUUUAUAACUCAUUAAUUUGCUUCCAAGUUACAUUCUAUCUUCAAGGUUGGGUUCUCUAAGGCGUCAGGUCCGGUCGCCGGCCGCCGGUUCAAUGUUCAAAUAAAAUAAAACACAGUAAUGACGAA
Danaus plexippus (monarch butterfly) is the source of this 1904-nucleotide messenger RNA. RefSeq names its product putative phosphatidate phosphatase. Bases 176 to 958 code for a protein of 260 amino acids. The transcript is spliced from 6 exons. NCBI's taxonomy places the organism in Eukaryota, Metazoa, Arthropoda, Insecta, Lepidoptera, Nymphalidae. Gene Ontology annotation, biological process: phospholipid dephosphorylation; signal transduction; phospholipid metabolic process. Gene Ontology annotation, molecular function: phosphatidate phosphatase activity. The record is from RefSeq and is a predicted model, not a curated record.